Molecule: messenger RNA, 1265 nt
Organism: Durio zibethinus
Lineage: Eukaryota; Viridiplantae; Streptophyta; Magnoliopsida; Malvales; Malvaceae
Product: non-functional NADPH-dependent codeinone reductase 2-like
Molecular function (GO): oxidoreductase activity, acting on the CH-OH group of donors, NAD or NADP as acceptor
Source: RefSeq, a predicted model, not a curated record
AAGAACGGCACAGGCAUCAUAGCCUUUCAGAAUUUAGAACGAAAAUGCGAAGGAUUCAACAGUUGAACUCCACCGUUUCAGGUGAAAGCAUCCCAAGUUUGCCUCUGGGUUCAACCGAGAGAGGCAUUCCUCGUUUAGGCUUUGGAACAGCCGAAUACCCUUUCGGUGCCUCCUUUGAAACCAUGAAAGAAACCAUUCUCGAAGCAAUCAAACUAGGCUACCGUCACUUUGAUACGGCUGCUCUUUACCAAUCUGAGCAACCUUUAGGUGAAGCAAUUUCGGAUGCUCUUCGAGUAGGGUUAAUCACAUCGCGAGAUGAGCUCUUUAUCACUUCCAAGCUCUGGUGCAGCGAUGCACACCGUGACUGUGUACUCCCAGCACUUCAAAAAACACUCAGGAAUCUGAAGCUGGAGUACCUUGAUCUGUAUCUUGUUCACUGGCCAGUGAGCGUGACUUCAGGUGUAUACGAGUUACCUGUUAACAAGAAGGACCUUGUUCCUAUUGAUCUAAAAUCUGUAUGGGAAGCAAUGGAAGAGUGUCAAGAACUUGGCCUCACCAAAUCAAUAGGAGUAAGCAACUUCUCUUGCAAGAAACUCCAAACCAUCCUUCCCACCGCCAAGAUUCCACCUGUGGUGAACCAAGUGGAGAUGAACCCACUGUGGCAGCAAGAGAAACUGAGAAAGUUUUGCGAGGAGAAGGGCAUAGUUAUCACAGCUUACUCGCCUUUGGGGGCAAAAGGAACGCUGUGGGGAACAAAUGGGGUCAUGGAAUGUGAUCUACUGAAUGAAAUGGCCCAAGCCAAGGGAAAAUCGAUUGCUCAGGUUUGUUUGAGAUGGGCAUACGAACAAGGGGUAAGUGUGCUUGUGAAGAGUUUCAACGAGGAAAGAAUGAAAGAAAACCUUGACAUAUUUAAUUGGAAGCUGAGCCCUGAAGAGUCACACCAAAUAAGCCUACUUCCACAGCGCAAAGGAUUUCCAGGUGAUGAAUUUGUAUCAGGUGAUGGUCCCUACAAGUCUCUUGAACAGCUUUGGGAUGGAGAGAUUUGAGUAUCUUGGAGUGGAACUGAACGAAAUGGAUAAUCAGAUCCAAUGUGAGACCUAAACUUUUUUUUUUUUUUUUAUGUAACCAACUCGAGUCUUGCCUGAGAAAUGAGUCUAGUGAAACUCACAGUUAUUCAAGUUCCUGAGGCAACUUAUCACGCUUACAAUUUACAAAACUCGGAAAUGGAUCCUGUUGGUAUUAAUAAAUGGGUUUUUCGCAACAUU